GAGGGGGAGAGCAGUAGAGCGGGAGGAGGGGGAUAGAGAGAGGGGAGGAGAGAGAGUGAGUGAAGUGGUGGUCUCUCAGGGAGAGACACGGUAAGUACCAAGGUCCUGAGGGAUAGGAAGGUAGAUAUACCUCAGUGUCUGCUAUAAAACUACCAGCGCAUGGACCUGCAGAGACAAAGUAACAAUAACAGCCACUUGUGCUGCGAAACAGAUUUCCUGAAGAGUAGAUCACCAGUGAAAGACAAUAGUUAGGAACAGAACAGCAGCAGACCAACAGCAGACCUACAGAGGGUCAGGAGGGUGUUGAAGUCUAUUCAGAUGCUGACGAGGACCCAGAUAAGCUGAACAGAGACAGACGUUUCCAUUUGAGAAAACUCCACAAUGACAGCUGCAGCUCAGGAACUGGACGAGUUAUGUUUCCUCUCAGCCCAGUCCAUGUCCACUCUGGAGACCUCCGACCACUUCCAGAUGGUCAAGCUGCUGGGAGAGGGAUCCUACGGCAAGGUCAUGCUGGCCGUCCACAAGAAGAGAGGCACUCCCAUGGCUCUGAAGUUCUUCCCCCGCCAGUCCACAUCCCUCUUCUCUUUCCUGCGUGAAUACAACCUCUCCCUUUCUUAUUGCACUCAUCCCUCUCUCACCCGGGCCCUGGGUAUCUUCUUCUCCACCCCCUGCUACUAUGUCUUCGCCCAGCAGGCUGGUCUCUAUGGAGACCUCUACAGUGUCAUCGUGUCAGAGGUGGGUGUAGAUGAAGAGUGUGUCCAGAGAGUGAUGUCUCAGCUGAGUGGUGCCGUCUCAUACCUCCACUCCAUGGGCUUCGUCCACCGGGACAUCAAACCAGAGAACAUCUUCCUGUGUGACCGCGCCUGUCGCUGGGUCAAACUGGGUGACUUCGGCCUGGCCCGCCCCACUGGCUGCACCGUCCGCGCCGUCUGGUACGACUCGCCCUUCUGCACGCCUGAGGUGGAGCAGGCCAAAGAGUCCGAGAAAGUGAGAGAGCAGAGACAGGAGGAUGGAGAGGAGGAGGAGAACAUUUGGAUCACAGUGGAGACCACUAUAGACAGCUGGGCCCUGGGCGUGCUGGUCUACUGCCUGCUGACGGGAUGCUUUCCCUGGGAAGAGACAACCCACGACGACCCCGCCUACCGGAGGUACAAGGAGUGGUACGACCGCGAGGCGGAGAGGGAGGAAAGGAGCGAGGGACUGAGAGGGGAAAAGGAAGUAAUUUGGUGCGAAAGUGAAAAGGACAAUAUCCUGAGCCUGGAGAACAAUCAGAAGUCAAACCCUAUGGCCCCACAGUUUGAAGGCUUCAGCCCACUGGUGAUGUCUCUUUUCAGGGAGCUGCUCAACCCACAGCCCAGGCUUCGAGGAGGCCCUGACGAGAUCCUCAGCUACCUGGGUGGGCCCUGGUUGAUGGAGACGGAGAGAGAGGAGAAGAGGAAAGCAGAGGAGGUAGAGAAGGAGGCCAGGAAAAUAAGAGAGGCAGGAACGGUGGAGGAAGGGAGGGAGAGGGAGGGAAGAGGGGAGAGAUAAAGUGUUUCAUACUAGACAGGUUCGAGAAUUUUUAAGAUGUACUGUACAUUUUCAAAGAGAAUAUUUGCUUUAUAGAGGUUGAUAUUCUGAAUAUUUUGCCGAACAUUUCUUACUCUGUAUUGAUAGAAUUGAGACUACUGUAUUUUGAUAUAGUUGUAUGUUUUACCUUGUAAUAGUUCUCUACAGUGUAAUGCAACUUAAUAUUAUGUGUGUGUGUGAGCGUGCAUGUGCCAUACCUGCCUGUGUAUGUGCAUGCUUGAACAUGAUCUUGAGUGUGCAUGUGUGCUUAGGGGCAGGUAGCCUCUUAAGAGAAUACAUGAAUUAGUUCUCCUUCAACACACAGGCUGUAUUAUAAUGAUCACUCUAUCACACUUUAUGUUGUAAGAUUAUCUGAAUAAACCAGUUUAUAUUUA
Salmo salar (Atlantic salmon) is the source of this 1943-nucleotide messenger RNA. Its product is annotated as serine/threonine-protein kinase SBK2. Gene Ontology annotation, biological process: protein phosphorylation. Gene Ontology annotation, molecular function: ATP binding; protein serine/threonine kinase activity. Lineage: Eukaryota; Metazoa; Chordata; Actinopteri; Salmoniformes; Salmonidae. The record is from RefSeq and is a predicted model, not a curated record.